This is a messenger RNA of Parastagonospora nodorum SN15, 1098 nucleotides long. RefSeq lists its product as hypothetical. Lineage: Eukaryota; Fungi; Ascomycota; Dothideomycetes; Pleosporales; Phaeosphaeriaceae. The transcript has 3 exons. Bases 1 to 1098 code for a protein of 365 amino acids. The record is from RefSeq and is a predicted model, not a curated record.
AUGAACAAGCCCAUCGAGAAACUCGAGGAUAAUCUCGCCCCGGAGGGCAAUUUCACCCCCGAGGUCUCCAUCCUCUGCAGCCCUUACCGCCUAUACUCCAGCACCUCUAAAGAAAGGCCACCUCAAGCUCCUAGGCCAAAGGGAAGAUCUGUCGCCAGCCCGGGUCAGACUCGCGCAAAACGAGCAAAAUCGGCAACCUCGAACUUGGGUGCAACGCCACUUAUCGAGAUAAGCGACGACGAGGAUAGCGACGACGAGAACGACGACGAGAAUGACGACGAGGAUGGCGGCAACGAUGGCGACGACGAGGAUGGCGGUAACAGAAACCACCAUUCGCGUCAUAUUCUAGGCAACUCAUCCACCUCUCACAUUGUUGACCUUACGAUCGAGUCAUCGCCCUCGGAUAGUUCUCCUGAGUUGCCCACGAGGUCCAUCGCCGACCAAAAGAAAGCAGAAGCGCCGAUCAUGCUGCAAGCAGAAGAGCCAGUUAUACUGCAGGCAGAAGAAACAGGCCAACCGGAACGCGCGGCCAUGGUCGACAGCGAAGUACAGUAUCAAUUCUCGUUUUCAAGGUCGCGCAGCGACGCAUUUGCCGAGGUGAUCAAGACAGAGGUCGAAGAGCAGUCACCUAUAGCACAGCGGUUUCGGUCAUUGACCCUGGAGCGAGAGGAGACGCCAAUGGAACGGCUCAUGCCUCGCAACGUCAUCACGCCGAUACGCACCACCCACUUCGACGACCUUCUUCACCGCAUGUCAGAGAAGAAGAGGCUUGGGGUCCAACAAAAAGCGAGGAUCUUUACGCAGAAGAUUGGCAUCUUCGCAGUGCAAGAAGCGCGGCUGGAACUUUUCUGGAUUACUACAAUGAAGCUGGUUGAUACCCGCCAACGCUUCGUGAGGAACCACGACCGCUUAAGCUUGUUGCUUGGUGCUGUAAACAAAGAGCUUGGCAGACAGGGAAAGGAGCCGUUCUCUUGGGACGAGGGCCAUGACAUUGCCAAAGAACUCCAGAAUCAGCGCAAGUUGACUCUGACGUCUGGCACGAAUCCGAAACUCUUUUUCACAAGGGAUGGGCAGGAGGUAAUGGGUGUGCAGCCCUGA